CCACCACCACCAAUCGGCCAGCGCCAUCUCCCCACGUCAAGAUCGGUCGAGAAACGAGGACCCGUUCCCGUCGAGCCUCCGGACCUGUUCUGUCACUAACCGCAUCGCGACGAAAUUGGGUCGCUGUUCUUUUUCUUCUUUCUUGGCUCAAGAAGACAGAAAAGCAAAAGUGAAAGAGAGAGAAGUGUGUUCACCGAGCUGCAAGGGGGAAACUUCACUCGGUUUCACCUGUUUUAGAUUGCUACCGUGUAAAAGAAGGCAUAUGUAUAGCUCUAUCCGACUAACUACUCUUCUCGUUACAUCAGAUUCUGGGUCAUUUUGUCCGGUCGCUUUGAUCUGGGCUACCAAUUAUUAAUAAGCAGGUGCCACUUCAAUCUCUAGCUACCUUAACUGGUGCUAGCAGCAGAUCCUACGCGGUCCCCAUAUACCCAUUUCUCGUUUUAGCUUCUCGUUGGAAGGAGGCACCAGGAAUUAGCAGUUUAUCCCUUCUUUCUUUGAAGUAGUUGGGAUAAUAAGAAAGAAAUGCUUGUAUCUGCUCUUUUGACCUCCGUUGGAAUAAAUACGGGCCUUUGCUUUUUAUUCUUCAUACUAUACUCAGUCCUGAGAAAGCAACCAAGUAACUAUGAAGUUUAUAUACCGCGAUUGGUAGCUGAGGGGAAAUCUAAAAGGAGAAGCCAUUUCAACCUAGAGAGAUUACUUCCUUCUCCGGGGUGGGUGAAGAAGGCAUGGAAGCUUUCUGAAGAGGAACUAUUAUCUAGAUCAGGCUUGGAUGCUGUCGUAUUUAUGCGGAUUAUUAUUUUCAGCUUGAGAGUAUUUGCAUUUGCGGGGGUUAUUGGAGUCUUCAUCCUUCUUCCAAUAAACUGCACGGGCGAUCAGCUUGAGGAUAUUGACUUUGUCAAUUUUUCGAACAACUCACUAGAUGUAUUUACAAUAUCAAAUGUAAACAAUGGAUCAAACAGGUUAUGGGUUCACUUCUGUGCAGUUUACGUUGUCACGAUAUUUGUCUGCUUUCUACUGUACUAUGAAUACAACUAUGUUUCAUCAAAAAGGAUAGCUUACUUUUAUGCCUCUAAGCCCCAACCACAUCAGUUCACCAUCCUUGUGCGGAGCAUCCCUGUGUCUGUUGGAAGCAGUGUCAGUGAUAGUGUUGAGAGAUUCUUUAGAGAAUAUCAUCCAUCUACAUAUCUGUGUCACAUGGUCGUUCGACGGACCAACAAGCUGCGAAACCUAAUUAACGAUACUAAGAAAUUGUAUAGAAGGCUUAUACACAUGCAAGCUGAUCCCACGCAGCAGAAGUAUAAGCGUAACAGCUGCUUUGGUCUGUUCGGACGCAAAGUUGACCUUGUGGAUCACUAUGAGAAAAAGCUGGAAGACUUGGAGGAGAAUGUGAGGUUAGAGCAAUCUGAAGUUUCGUUGGCUGGAGAAGAAGCUCGCGCUGCCUUUGUUUCCUUCAACUCGAGGUAUGCUGCUGCAACUGCUUUUCACUUGCAACAAGGGAUUGAUCCCACUCAGUGGCUAGCAGAGGAAGCUCCUGAACCUCAUGAUGUCUACUGGCCUUUCUUUUCUUCAUCCUUUAUGCGGAGGUGGAUAUCUAAGCUGGUUGUCAUAGUUGCCUGUAUACUUCUCACAAUACUAUUUCUCAUCCCUGUUCUAGUGGUGCAAGGUCUGACUAACCUGAGUCAGUUGGAAGUAUUGUUCCCCUUCCUAAAAAGCAUUCUAACCUUAACAUUUGUCAGUCAAGUGGUUACUGGCUAUCUUCCCAGUCUCAUUCUUCAGCUGUUCCUGAAAAUUGUGCCUCCUAUAAUGGAGUUUCUCUCUUCAAUUCAGGGAUAUAUUUCUCAUAGUGCGAUAGAGAGGAGUGCUUGCAACAAGGUGCUUUGGUUCACGAUAUGGAACAUAUUUUUUGCAACGGUUUUUUCAGGGUCAGUUCUAUAUCAGGUCUCCAUAUUCCUUGACCCCACAAAUAUUCCAGCCAAGCUUGGUGUUUCAGUUCCAGCGCAGGCAUCAUUCUUUAUAGCUUAUGUGGUCACAUCUGGAUGGACCAGCACCUCAUCAGAACUCUUUCGCAUAAUCCCUUUCAUUUGGAGUCUAUUAAAAAGACCUUUUGUGAGAGAUACAGAUGAGGAAUUUGAAGUUCCAUCAAUUCCCUAUCAUAGGGACAUCCCACGAAUUCUCUUCUUUGGAUUACUGGGUAUUACAUACUUCUUCCUGGCUCCACUUAUCCUGCCGUUCCUCCUGAUUUACCUGUGUCUUGCAUAUAUUAUUUUUCGGAACCAGUUCUUAAAUGUCUAUGAACCAAAGUAUGAAACUGCUGGAAAGUUUUGGCCGAUAGUUCACAAUUCAAUGAUAUUUUCUCUAGUGCUGAUGCAUUGUAUCGCCGUGGGAAUCUUUACAUUGAAGAAGCUCUCUUUGGCAUCAACCCUUAUAUUCCCUCUUCCAGUCCUCACUCUUCUUUUCAAUGAGUACUGCCGGAAACGCUUCUUGCCCAUCUUUGUUGCUUAUUCUGCAGAGACUUUGGUAAAGAAGGAUAGGGAAGAUCAGAACGAUCCAUCAAUGUUGGAAUUUUUGGAUAAAUUGGUGACUGCCUACCAGGACCCUGCUUUAUUGCCAAUUCAGUUUUCUGUACACUCAGACGGUCUGAACAGUCCCCUUCUCUCUUCCACUGAAGUGUGAGGGUGACGUAUGCCUUGUUCUUCUAGCAGCAUCAUGGUGACUUCUGGGGAGUUUUGUUGAGUUCAUCAUUCAUAUCCUCAAGCCGUCAAGAGACUAAGCAAGCGGUAUGUCUCGCGUGUAUGCCUAGUGGUCUGUGCUAUGCCUGGUAUCUUCUUUUAUACCAAAGUGCUGUGCCUGGUACUUGUUUGCUGUAAAUUAGCGCUUGCCAUCGCAAGAUUUUCCGAAGACAUCUAUUUUGUGUCAGCAUGUCAGUUUUUUGAUAUACUUCAUUUUUUUGGUCAUAAUAGGAACGUUUAUUGCUCAUGAUGGGCUGUUCUUUGUAUUCCCUAUAGGAUAAGUGCCCUGUUGUAAAAGCAUGUUCCUAAACUGAUACUGGUUUUUUCUAGUCCUUAUGCUUUGCUCAAAUUGAUACUUGUUACUACCAAUAACAGUACCAUUUUCUUGGA
Syzygium oleosum is the source of this 3119-nucleotide messenger RNA. RefSeq names its product CSC1-like protein At1g69450. The record is from RefSeq and is a predicted model, not a curated record. The transcript has 11 exons. The coding region runs from base 523 to 2673 and encodes 716 amino acids. Gene Ontology annotation, cellular component: plasma membrane. Lineage: Eukaryota; Viridiplantae; Streptophyta; Magnoliopsida; Myrtales; Myrtaceae. Gene Ontology annotation, molecular function: calcium-activated cation channel activity.